Vigna umbellata (rice bean) is the source of this 995-nucleotide messenger RNA. RefSeq names its product membrane steroid-binding protein 1-like. Gene Ontology annotation, cellular component: endomembrane system; membrane; endoplasmic reticulum. NCBI's taxonomy places the organism in Eukaryota, Viridiplantae, Streptophyta, Magnoliopsida, Fabales, Fabaceae. The record is from RefSeq and is a predicted model, not a curated record.
AACCUACCAAACAAACCAUAUCUUCCUUCUCUUGGUAGCCUCUUGGGUCUCUCUAACACUCGCAAGUGAUGUCUGUGCAACUGUGGGAGACCUUGAAGGAGGCCAUAGUGGUCUACACUGGCCUAACUCCUUCCACCUUCUUCACGGUGCUCGCCCUAAUUCUGGCCGUUUAUUACGUCGUUUUGGGUCUCUUUGGGACUCAACCGGAGCGCCCCCGCCCCCACCACACCGAGGAGGAGGAGAUGCCGCCUCUGCGGCCGCCGGUCCAGCUCGGUGAGAUCACGGCUGAGGAGCUCAAAGCCUACGACGGCAACGAUACGGGUAAACCCUUGCUUAUGGCCAUCAAGGGACAGAUCUACGAUGUCUCCCAGAGCAGGAUGUUUUAUGGUCCUGGUGGACCUUAUGCUCUAUUUGCUGGAAAGGAUGCCAGCAGGGCUUUAGCAAAGAUGUCUUUUGAAGAGAAAGAUUUGACUGGGGAUAUUUCUGGACUUGGCCCAUUUGAGCUUGAUGCUUUACAAGAUUGGGAAUAUAAGUUCAUGACCAAGUAUGUAAAGGUUGGAACUGUCAAAAGUGAACUUCCUGUAACUGAAUCAGAGUCCACCGCAGAACCAUCAGAAACUACUUCCCGUGAUAUUGAUACUGCUUCUAAGCCCAAUGAAGAUGGCAAAUCAGAAAUUGGUGCUGUUAAAAGUGAAGAAACCCCUUCAAACAUUGAUGCAGAAAAAGAGAACAUUGAUCCAGGAAAAGAAGAGUGAUGUCUGAGUUGUCCCACAAUGCCCAUGACGAAAUGGAGAGAGAGAAAAAUCUGCAUUGUAAAGACUGAGCAAAUGUAACUCAAGCUUUUUCGAAGAUGAAUGUAGGUCAUCUCCUCUGAUUCUCCCUUUAUUUGAAUAUUCGGUGUUAUAAUAAUCAACUGUGGGUAAAUUUUUCAAAUUUCAUAGUAUGUACGUGUUAUAUUAGACUGGUAAGCUUUAUUGAAUAAUAUUUUUCUUUGA